CUGCGUGCGUAUCUGAGUUGAGUGCGUAGGGCUGGCCAACUCACCCCCUCAGUGUGAUGUGGCCACCGGCCUUCAUAGCUAUGCGCCAACAGCACUUGCCACCACCCCCCACCGGAAAUUCUGUUCCGACGAUACGGGGCUAUCUUUGUGGGGUCUUUUGGUGUGCGUGCGUCUCUUCUUGAUUGCGCGUAAGGGUGUGCGUUGCUGUGCCUCCGUAUGGGCUAGCGGAGACUUGGCGCUGAACGGGGCGUGCAAGAAACACGGGGCGGGGAAGAGAAAGAGUGAGAGAGCGAGAGAGCGUGCGAGAGAGAGAGAGAGCGUGCGAGCGUGGAGGGAGGAGAGGCAGGGAGAGAGAGGUGUUGCUAGAUGCCUGGGAAUCAGUGGCACACACACUCGCUCGCAGAUCGGCAACGCGCGCAGUGAGAGAAGGCUGGGCGCGGUCCUCAAGUGCCAAGCGAUAUUCCGGGUUCGAUUCGCGUUGUCUGCGCGUCCCUGCCGUUUAAUGUAAUCGCAUAGCCCGCGACCAUUAACGCAGCUACGACAAAGCCAAGUGAAGGUAAACAACAAGAGAAGAAGAAUCAUUGUCACCGCUCCUGCAACAAGAAGCGCCUCGAGAAAGAUAAACAGCAAACAACCUGCCCAGAUAUCGAGGGAACGAUGCCUUAAUUAUGCCGACACCCCGCUGGGAGAAUUAAAGAUACGUUUGUGUUUAUUUAUUUAUGAAACACAACUGUGAUAAUUAGAGCCAUUGAGGAAGAAGAGAGAGAGCGAGGAGAGAGAGAGAGAGGGGAGGGCGGAAGGAAGACACGCAAGCCGACUCAAAGCGAGACGACAACUACGCGUGAGCCGACGCUGGGUGCCCGGGGCAUGCAGCUGCCCUGUGGCGCCGCUCCACUCGAGGCGUGCGUAACGGGCGUCGCGCCGGACAGGCGCUGUGGACGAGCGGGAGACCAGCUGGCGGCGAGGAUGCGGGAGGGCAGACCUCCACUCUUGCCCUUGCACCUCUUGUCCUGGUCUCUCGUCCUCCUCUGCCUCGCUGCACGUGGGCACUCGCACCCGCAGCCCUGCCGCAUUCUCAAGCAGAUUCGCAGCACCGUCCGCCUCGCAGUGGUUCUGCCCUCCUCCUCCUCCUCCGCCACGCUGCCCUCCUCCUCCUCCUCCUCCUCGGCGCACUCCACGCUGCCCUCGCCGGCCACUCAGAGCCGCUCGCUGGACGCCGAGAGGGCCGUUUGGGCGGCCGCAAGUGAUAUCAACGCGCGGGGCCUCCUGCCGUAUAACAUCACGUUGGACGUUCAGACGGCCGGCGGGCUGGGCCAGGGCCAUGAUCCGCAGACGCUGAUGCAGGAGCUAUGCCACGGCGUGGUGGUGCACGGCGUGGCGGCGGUGCUGGCCUUCACCGAGUCGCCGCGGCGGUUCCUGCAGUUGGAGAUGAUGUCUGCCGCCCUCCAAAUCCCCUUCAUCAGCAUCAGCGACCAGGACUACAGCGCCCUGGCGCAGGAUUCCAACCGCCUGCUGCUGAGCUUCAGGACCCACCGGAGGACCUUCAUGGACGUGCUCGUCGAGCUGCUGGAGAUGCGCGGCUGGAGCGACGUGAGCCUCGUGGUGUGCAACGGCGACGUCCACUGGCACGUCUACGAGCAGUUCCUCAGCCACAUCUACGUCAACUCCACCUUCGACAUCCAGACGGUGCUCAAUGUCAACCCGGCCGUGGGCCACCACGGCCUGGCGGAGCAGCUGCGCACCCUGAGGGGCGCGUCGGACACCAUCGUCAUGUUCGGCUGCGAGGUCGCCGAAGCCGGGGCCGUGUUCCGCGCCGCCGCCACCGCUCGCCUCCUCGCGCCCGCCUACCAGUGGGUGCUGGGCGACCCGCAGGACAUCGAGGGCCUCCGCAGGGAGGAGUUCCCCCUCGGGCUGUUGGCGUUUGGCCGGACGCGCGACCCGAACCUCUCCAACUACCUGGUGGACUCGUUCGAGCUGGUGGCGCGCGCCAUCCGGACGGCCGUCAUGGUACGGCCAGACCUCACACUCGUGCCCACGGUCACGAACUGCUUCGACCUGGACACGACGUCGGAGACGUCGGGACAGUACCUCUUCAGGUUCAUCACCAACACGAGCUUCGAGGGCAUCUCGGGGUGGAUCGAAGUGCAGAACGCGUCGAGGAUCACCGCGACGGCGCGCCACAACAUCUGGCACCUCCAGCACGACCUGCUGGGCAUUCCCACGUGGACCAAGGUCGGCUCGUGGGACUCCUCCGAGAUCACCAUCGAGCCGAGCCUGUGGCCGGACUCGAGGGAGCGCGCUCGCAAGGGCCCGGGGGGCCCCGCCCGGCCCCGCCUGCGCGUGGCCGCGCUUGCCCACCCGCCGCUCGUCUCCACCGCCGACGCCGCAGACGAGGGGCGGUGCGCGACGGGACGGCCCUGCCUCGAGGCCCUCGCCGGCGGGGGGGGCGGCGGCGGCAGCGGCGGCGGCGGCCGCGGCCGCCGUCGAGUCGCUGGGGCCGCGUUCCGCGAGCUCCGCUUGGGCAACGGCAGCGUCGCGACGCCGGCCGGCGACGGCCGCCCCGGCCACGGCGAGGGUCGCUACCGCAUCCGCUGCUGCUCGGGCUACGCCGUCGACCUCCUGGACAAGCUGUCCCUCGACCUGCGCUCGUUCGACCUCGACCUGUACGUAGGCGGCGGCGGCGACGACGUUGAGGAGGCGGCGGAGGCGGAGGCGGACGAUCGGGGCAGGGCCCGCUGGGCGUGGCCACUGAGCGAGCUGUCGAGCGGGGCGGCCGACCUGGCGGUGACGGCGCUGGGCGCCGGGGGGCCGCACGCCGCGCCGCCCCUCGAGUUCACGGCGCCGUUCCUCUCCAGCAGCCUCUCCAUCGCGGUGGCGCGGCGGCAGGAGGGGCGCCACCCGCUGGGGGCCUUCGCGCUGCCGCUCCACUGGACCGUGUGGGUGGGCGUCUUCGUCGCGCUGCACGCCAUCGCGCUCUUCCUCACGCUCUUCGAGUGCAGGACUCCGCGCGCCGACGGCGAGGCGCCGGUUGGCACCUCGGGUUCGGCGGCGGCCGCGGCGGGGACGCCGGCCAAGGCCCGGGGCUCCUUCUCGCUCGCGGCGGCCCUCGGCCUCUGUUACUCGGUGCUGUUUGGCCGCAACGUGGCGAGGGGGGCCCCGCGGUGCUGGUCCAGCCGCUUCCUCGUGGGCCUCUGGGCAAUGUUCUGCCUCCUGUGCUUCUGCAUCUACACGGCCAACCUGGCCGCGAUGUUGGUGGGAGGGAGGUCACGCGACGAGCUCACGGGGAUUCACGACCCCAAGCUGCAGCAUCCGUCGCACGGCCUGCGCUGCGGGACGGUGCGGGGAAGCGGCGCCGAGAGCUACGUGGCGAGGGUCUUCCCGGAGAUCCACGAGCACAUGCGCCAGCACAACGUGCCUUCCGCUUCGCAGGGCAUUGCCCGCCUCAGGAGUGGUCUGCUGGACGCCUUUAUAAUGGACAAAGCGCUGCUGGAUUACGAGGUCUCGGUUGAUCCCGACUGCCAGCUGCUGCAGGUGGGCAAGCCCUUCGCCAUGGAAGAAUACGGGAUCGGACUGAGAAAGGGAUCUGGGCUGACGGCCAACAUCUCGGACCUGAUUCAAACGUACAGGCUCAACGGGGACCUAGGCGCCCUGCACGACAAGUGGUACAAGCCGGGUCCCUGUGGGCAACACGGACUCAAAUCAAAGGACAGCCAGCACAUGGGACUGAAGCAUUUGCUGGGACUCUUCAUUUUCCUGUGCGUCGGGGCGGCCGCAGCCCUGCUAACAGCGGUCGUCGAGCAGCUGAUGCAUCGCUUCGGCCUCCAGAGGCAGAGGCGAGCAUCUGGCAAGUCCAUGUCGGGGCACUACACCAGCCAGAGCUUCCACGUGACGCUCGACUCCCCCGAGGCCAAGACGCCACAGACCCAGCUGCAUCAAAACACCGAGAUGAACAACAGCAGUGGCGAUGUCCCCACAAACGCAAACGGACGUGCGUUUCUCCGCGACAGGACCGUGUACCGUGACCUGACCCUCAUCCCCGACAGCGCUGAGUUCGACUCCGACGCCCUGCAGCGGACCUUUCCACGCCGCUCCAGCAAGCAGCAGCAACAGCAGCAUCAGCUGCAGCAGCAUCAGCAGCAGCUGCAGCGCCACGCGUACCGCGAGACCCUCCUCGCCAACGCGUCCGCCCCUCGCCGGGCGGCCGCCCUCGGCCACGGCCGCUACGCUGGCUCCAAGGCGUCGUGGGGCCAUCGGCUGUCAGCGCCCAAGCGGAACCCGGCGGUCGCUUCUGCGACGGGGCCGUCCGUGGCCGCGGCGGCCCAGUCGCCAGAGUUGGGUUCGCCGGCGGCGAUCGCUUCGUCCGCGAGCGCCACUCCAGUUGCGUUUCAGCAGCAGCAGCAUCAGCGGCAGAGACAGGGCUUCCUGCCGGCCGACGGACACGUGUCGGUGCUGCGCGAGCUGUCGGAGCUCGACUGCGAGAUCGAGCAGAUCAAGGAGCAGCUGCGGCGCGUCACGACGCGGAGGGAGGAGCUCGUGUUGCUGAUGGACCAGCUCAACAACUCCAAACUCUGAGCGCGGCUCAUACCCGCGCGGUCACACGCUGCUCGAGCCGAUGCUGCUGUUGCUGCUGCUGCUGGUGGUGGUGGUGGUCGCCGGACGUAUCGAGACUCUGGACCCAGUAGGGAGCCCUCCGAUUGUUUUUUUUUGGGUUGUCCGAUGUUUUUUCUGCGAACGUUCCGGAAGGGCGGGGAGCUUCUUCGGGAACCGAGAGGAAGCAUGUCCCGCUGUUUGGCACGACGCCCGACGCAUCUCGCUCUGCCCGCAGAGUUGCCAAAGCGCCCGGUUCCUGAACAAGGUCCCGGCACGUGUGGAGCGAAACGUCGGACGUCGCGCCGAUCAGCGCGCGGUACGACACCGAAGGCGCAUCGAGAGAGAUGCGCAGCACAACCGCGAAAAGCCACGCAGCAGUGUAACGGACUUUGUGAUUUAUAACUCACGCUAGCUAUUUGUCUCGGGACGAUGAAGCAAAGGCUUUUUUUGGGGAAGUUACGCUGAAGUCUCUCAGAUGGAACCCGGGAAUAGCAAUUUGCUUCGCUAGAAGAAGAAAAACAAUUGAUAAAAGAAGAGCGAUUUAAAAAAAAAUCUGAAACCUCCCGAAGCUUUUUGAGCACUUUAUUUUAAGAAACGCUGUGGAAUUAAUUUGAAUGUUCUUGUUAAUAAGGUGGGGGAUACACGCAUUGGCUGAAUAGUACUAUACCGUGCAUUCUGUAUGCAAAGGAUUUCAAGUAAAAAUGUGCCCAACAGAUUGGAGUUCAUGCCGAGCAGGUGCAGAUGACUUAAAUAUGUUAGAAGGGAAAUGCUUUAGCAUGCAACAGGCAACACACACCAAGUCUGGUAAAUAAUUAAAAAAAGAUAGCUUUAAGCAAUCUUAAAAGAAGAAAAAAAAGCCAUUGCUGCACUCGCCUGGAUAACGUUGCAAUUAAGGCAGGGUUGGAGGAUUUACACAAAUAUUAUCAUGUGCUGUUUUUUUUUUCAAAUGGAAUUCGUGAACAAAAAAUAUGGGCGUGUUGAUAACUGCAUGUCGAGCUUGGAGAAGCCAUUUCGAUGGCGCCCCGGGGGGCUACCCGGCCUAUUGCAUUUUGCAUCCCCUGCAAAUGCGCCCGUCGGGGGCCAAUGAUCGGUUGCAGUGCAACGGUUAGCGCACGCGUCGCACUGCGGACCAGGCCACCCGAGUUUGAUUCCAGCUCACGGCCAACACCAGUGGCGAUUAUCUGAAUCGGUCCUUGGCCUCCGCCUAGGUUGACACCCAGCCUCAAAUGAGCACUUGGUUGCAGGUGUGUGGACAUCACCACUGGGGAGGCAAACGCGACCGGGCGUGGAACUGGCCACCGACCCUCUCCUGUGACGUGCCGGCCUUCAUAGGUGCUACUUGCCCCGACAGUCCGUGGUGUGAGCGGUGGACUUUGCUUCACCGCGGUAACAAUUAGAACUCGCAUAGACCCCCACAGAGAGAUAUACGUGCUCACAUAGAGAGCCCGUAGUCUCGCACAAUUCGUCGCUCGCCACGCGGAAUAAUUUCAACUUGUGACGCACCGCAAACUAUUCGCUCGCUCUCGAAGAGGGAGAGAGAGAAAAUAACUCGGAGGCACGUAAAAGCACAGACAAGCAGAAAGGCAGCAAAGCUGUGAGCUGGUGCCAACUAUUACCCGAGCUCUGCAGGCCUCUGUAUUGUAAGGUGUUAUAGGCCAAUUAAUGAGUGUUUGUAUGUAUUAUUUUGAACUUCUUUCACUCGUAAGUAGUCGACCGUGCUAAUCAGAGAUGCGCGGGAAAAAAACAACAAACUAAACACAAAAAGCAGCUCUAAAGAAA
Petromyzon marinus (sea lamprey) is the source of this 6369-nucleotide messenger RNA. RefSeq names its product glutamate receptor ionotropic, NMDA 3A-like. Gene Ontology annotation, cellular component: membrane. Gene Ontology annotation, molecular function: ligand-gated monoatomic ion channel activity. NCBI's taxonomy places the organism in Eukaryota, Metazoa, Chordata, Hyperoartia, Petromyzontiformes, Petromyzontidae. The record is from RefSeq and is a predicted model, not a curated record.